Molecule: messenger RNA, 3657 nt
Organism: Andrographis paniculata
Lineage: Eukaryota; Viridiplantae; Streptophyta; Magnoliopsida; Lamiales; Acanthaceae
Product: helicase-like transcription factor CHR28
Exons: 11
Coding region: 305-3358 (1017 amino acids)
Molecular function (GO): ATP-dependent chromatin remodeler activity; ATP binding
Source: RefSeq, a predicted model, not a curated record
UCCUUUCUUCGUUUUUCCUGGACUGCCAAUCUGCAAUGCCCUCCUCCUCCUCCACACCAACCCACACUAAACACAUAUACUCGGCUUCCGCGCUCGUCGGCGUCGCCCCUCUUUCCAUUAACGAUUAGGGGUAGGAGCGGGCUUUACAGCAAGAGAUAUCCAACGAAUUACUCCAUCUCUUUCAGUUUCACUUCCCCCGCCCUUCCGAUCUCAAUCCAGAAUCAUUCAGCCUCACUGCCGCUAGUUCUGCAUUUGGCUCUCUCUCAGGUUGUGGAGUUCACAUUGCCAUUAUUCUUUGGUUGCAAUGGCUUCAGUUCAUCCUAUAGAAAUCAGUUCGAGUUCAACAGACAGUGACAGCGAUUCAGAUUUACGGGAGAUUGAUAAUUAUAAAGAUGAGUCUCCAGCUAGGGAUACGGCCUCUUCAUUGAAUUCCAGAAUCCUUCCAAGUUGGGGUUCUACAAGUAACUCUUAUUCGACGGGUUACAAAUGUUAUUUAUUAUUAAGACCCACGUUCUUCUUCUUCUUCCGCCUCCUCCUUUUUCUUGUCAAAGAUUUUAUUGAGAGUCUGAGACCCAAUAUUCGGUUGGUUUCUGCAGAUACUGUUAAACCUUCAGCUUUAAUGACCAAUGGAAAUGUUCACCAGAGAGCUGGUUCAAAUAAUUUUGGUAGAUAUGGCGCCACUCAUGAUUUUCACACUUCUCAUAAACCAAUGAAGGGCAUGAAUCCAGCAGCCCUCCCACAGUCUUCAUCUAACCAUAAAAUAUACAAUCUAGUGGAAGAUGUUGGUACAAGUGAAGUUAAUGAAACAGAUGGAAAAUCGUACCAAAUGGCAGCAUGGUCAAAUGCAUCUAACAAAAAGAACUCAAUGAGAGAGAACUUAAUCUGGGAGGCUGGGAAUAAUCUCUCUAUGAGCGAGAAAAAGGGAAAUAGGUUGUUACCCCCAUCUCUGAUGGCUGGACCGCAUCCUUCUGCAACCCCAUUCAUUAUUUCAAACGAUUCCUUUCUUCAUACUGGGAUAGGCGAAGAAGGGUCUGCAGGAGCUGAUGAGAGUUUUGUGUUUCAAGCAGCAGUGCAGGAUCUUCAUCAACCUAAAGUGGAAGCCUUUUUACCCAAUGGUCUCUUGUCCGUUUCACUUCUUAGGCAUCAGAAAAUUGCUUUGGCAUGGAUGCUUAAUAGGGAAUCAUCUGGUUUCUGUAUGGGGGGUAUUCUUGCUGAUGAUCAGGGUCUUGGUAAAACUGUGUCAAUGAUUGCCCUCAUACAGAUGCAGAUCAUUAAAGAGGCAAAGUCCAAACGUUUGUGCAAUAAUAGAACUGAAGCCCUAAACUUGGAAGAUGAUGAUGACCAAACCAAUGAUGGAAGUGGUGAUUGUGUUGCUCUUGAUGAUGCUAAUCAGAUUGAGAAUUCUGGUGAUUCUACAAUACGUUCACGUGCCAGUAAUUCACUAAAGAGGUUCCAUAGUAAAAGGCCCACAGCAGGCACACUGAUUGUUUGUCCAGCUAGCGUUAUUCGGCAGUGGGCUCGUGAGCUGGAUGAAAAAGUUACGGAUAAAGCUAGACUUGAUGUUCUAAUUUAUCAUGGUGGCAAUAGGACCAAAAAUCCUACUACAUUGGCAAAACAUAAUGUAGUUUUGACAACGUAUGCUAUUGUGACAAAUGAAGUUCCAAAACAACCUUUGGUUGAUGAGGAUGAUGAUGAACAAAGAGAUGGAGAGAGGCAUGAAUUUUCUUCAGCUUUAUCUUUGGAGAAGAAGCGUAAACGGUCAUCAGGUUAUAAGAAGUCCAAGAAGGGUAAGAAAGAAAAUGACAUGUCCGCCUUUGAUAGUAAUUAUGGUACAUUAGCAAUGGUGAAGUGGUCUAGAGUUGUUUUAGAUGAAUCUCAAACAAUAAAAAAUCACAGAACUCAAGUUGCUAGAGCCUGCUGUAGCCUCAGAGCAAAACGAAGAUGGUGUUUAUCUGGAACGCCAAUACAAAAUUCUGUGGAUGAAUUAUUUAGCUACUUCAGAUUUUUAAGAUAUGAUCCAUAUGAUAAAUACAAAGUAUUUGCCUCCUCCAUAAAGGGUCUGAUCUCCAAGGACUCUGUGAAAGGUUACAAGAAGCUUCAAGUUGUAUUAAGGAAUAUCAUGUUACGGCGUACAAAAGGGACAAUGAUUGAUGGUAAGCCUAUUAUCAGUCUGCCUCCUAAAAUAAUACAGUUGAGAAAGGUGGACUUUUCUUUAGAAGAACGAACUUUCUAUGAUAAACUUGAAGCCGAUUCACGUCAACAAUUCAAGGCUUAUGCUGCUGCUGGCACUGUAAAUCAAAAUUAUGCUAACAUUCUGUUGAUGCUUCUGCGACUUCGGCAAGCAUGUGAUCACCCUUUACUAGUCAAAGGUUUCAGCUCUGGUCCUGUCAGAAGCAAUUCCGAUGAGGUGGUUGGGAUGCUUCCCAAGGACAUGCUAGAUAAUUUAUGGAAUCAGUUGAAAAACUCAGUAUGCAAAAGAUGCAAUGAUACUCCUGAGGAGCCAACAGUUACUAUGUGUGGACAUGUGUUCUGUUAUCAGUGCCUCUCAGAGCGUUUGACAGGGGAAGAUAUUACAUGUCCUGCAAAUGACUGCAAACAACAACUUGGUGCUGAUCUUGUGUAUUCCAGAUCAACCUUAGCGAAAUUCUGUGGCUCUAGUGGCAGUGAUACCAGUGUUUUGUAUGAGCUGGAUAACGAAGCUAGAGUUCUACAGAGUGAAUACAUAUCCUCUAAAAUCAAAUGUGCUCUUGAAAUUCUCAAAUUACAUUGCAUAUCAAAAAAACACAAAGUGAAAUUGGGGGAUGUGGUCAGAUUUGAUGAGGAUGCUUCAUGUACUAGUGAUCUUGAGUUAAACUGCGAUAAUAGACAAUCUGAGAAGGCUAUUGUAUUUUCCCAGUGGACUUGCAUGUUGGAUUUGGUGGAGAUGUCUCUCAGGAAUUCCCAUAUCAGUUAUCGGAGGCUUGAUGGUACUAUGUCAAUAGCUGCCAGAGACAAAGCUGUCAAAGAUUUUAACUCUGAUCCUGAGGUUGAUGUCAUGUUAAUGUCUCUAAAAGCUGGAAAUCUGGGCCUGAAUAUGGUUGCUGCUUGCCGCAUAAUCCUUUUGGAUCUAUGGUGGAAUCCCACUACAGAAGAUCAGGCUAUUGAUCGGGCUCACAGAAUAGGGCAGACACGACCUGUUACUGUAUCAAGGUUAACCAUCAAAAACACUGUUGAAGAUCGCAUCUUGGCUCUUCAGGAAGAGAAGAGGAAAAUGGUUGCAUCAGCUUUUGGUGAAGAUCAAAGUGGUGGGCAUGCAACUCGGCUGACGGUUGAAGAUCUAAGAUUUUUGUUUGAAGGGUCCGGAACAUCAAGAUACUGAAGGAAAUUUUGGAGCACUGCUGUUAGUUUGUGCUAUUUUGUCUCCUCCAGCCAUGGGCAAUUUUAGUUUUGCCUUCGUGUUGAUGGAAUUUGUAUCAGAAUUGCUCUUGACAUAUUUAAUUAUAUGAUAUUAAAUGCAAAUAGAUAGAGAUUCUCAAGGUAGGACAGCCUAUGCACAGCUUGCUGGUGCUCCUCUAUUGUUUUGUAAUUUCAUGCUUUGAGCAGGCCAGGCUGAUGAUGGCAGACAUGAUUCGCUUGUAUCAUAUUCUUCUCCCACCCUGUUUAUAUUAUUGCAAGUCA